Messenger RNA from Dermacentor silvarum, 5454 nucleotides. RefSeq lists its product as uncharacterized. The record is from RefSeq and is a predicted model, not a curated record. Bases 344 to 778 code for a protein of 144 amino acids. Gene Ontology annotation, biological process: positive regulation of voltage-gated potassium channel activity; regulation of synaptic transmission, cholinergic; sleep. The transcript has 4 exons. Lineage: Eukaryota; Metazoa; Arthropoda; Arachnida; Ixodida; Ixodidae.
GGCUGCUCCAUGUGCCGCAGCCCGCUGCGACGGCGGCACAUCCAGUCAGUCCACUCGACAACAGCGCAGCCGCCGGUGGCUCUCCUCUCACUCCGAUCCCGCGAGUAGUACCGUGAGAGGCGAGUUGCAAGCGGCGUGGUGUGCCCGUGUGUUCUCUCUCGCGUGCCGUAGAAGCACGGCGUGGUUGUCGGUGGCGGGAAAAAACUCCGCGCGCGCCUUCUCCCGUUCCCCUUGGUGUGGAUUACGACGCAGGAAAGGCAACCGGACGGCAGCGAUAGCGUGACACCGGAUAGUCGACGUUCAGACUUUAGGUGCAAAGGAGCGAACAAGUGAAAGCCCAAGGAUGACGCAGGCGUCAGCGUUGGCAGCGGCACUGUUCGCAUCGUCUCUCCUCCUCCUAUUCACGACAGGUGACGCUGUCCAGUGCUACAUAUGCAGUUGGUCCCCGAGAAACCAGGCCAACCGGACGGACUACUGUACGCACUCAAACUUCAACCCGGAAAAGAACUUCGCCCACGAGUGUUCCCAUGGAUGCGAAUUCUUCUCCCAGAACGACCUGAACGGUGACUUCGAGCACGUUCGGCGCAACUGCGCGCCGAGCAACCCUCCGCACAAGGGUUGCCUGACCGAGACGAGCCGGGCCUGGAGCACGGUGCGUUGCAUCUGCGACUCGGACUACUGCAACGCGGCGCCCCAGCUGCAGCGGACGACGGCCGCAUUCCUGCUGCUGCCUCUGUGGCUCGCAGCUACCGCCGCAGCCGCCAGAAUGCCCACCUGAACGCUGUCUCGCUGUUUCCUCUACCCGAACAGAGGGGGCGCCCGUGUUUGAGGAAAAGAAAACGGAGACGCCGGUCCUCUGGUCGUAGUCAGCCAGUGGGCGUCAAGCAAAAAACGCGAGACUCUGUGUGGCAGUUGUAUAGAGCGGCGAAUCUACUAACUGGGACUUCUUGAGUUGCUGUAAAUAGACUCUGUUUCACCCCAUUACACGUUAUACCAACAAUUUCACCAGCAAGUUUUAGCGAAGCUAAAGACAAAGACGGGAGCUCUUCAGUCGGGCCAAGUUCGGAGCUCUCCUAGUUCCCACGUUGCAUGAGUAGCGUCAAGAAUAUAAGUACUCAACUUAAUUGUGAACUAUGCUGCUGCUUCUCCACUGCGUGGAAAAAUAAGUCGGCAGUUCGCAUCUGUGGCCCAAUCCUCGGCAUUUCGCUGCUGUCAAAUUUGCCAUCUUUACUGCUCUGACACCUUCUCUGAUUGGCUCAAAAGGAAUAGUUCGGCAGAGUCUGAAAUAGUACACACAAGUUGCAAACGGCUGCGUGUUUUUGUACGUUCAACGGUGAAGCGAAAGUGUGUUAUCUCUAAAAAGCCGUCAUGGGAAAUGGCCCAAGUUCAAAGCAGGAUUUCUCAACUAGGGCCAGAGGUUAUAUCCUCCGUGCGUCAUGAUUGGCCUUCCCGAAACGUUAACGGAGCAGAGCUAAAAACAGCAUGAAGGCUUCUCUAGCCGACCAAUAAAAUUGCGGAAAAGUUGAAAAUUUCCUUCUCGGGUUUACUCCAAGGAGCACCAUGGCGCCCACGGUAGCGUUGGUUUGACAUGUUAAGCUUAUUUAUCGGCAUCAACCUGUUAUAUGGGAGAAAUUAGCUUUUGCUAGUGCUGAAGAAUUCGGGAAAAAAAUGAUACCAAACAUUUUUAGAGUUUGCCGGUGGAUCUUGUUCUCCACAGAAGAGUUCGCGAAGGGCUCGGCUUUCACCUUUGCUUUUGAGGGUUGGUGCAUCUUAUACCUUGCUUCAGGGUGAACCUGUGCUGGAACAGCGCUAAGUUAUAAACAGCAUGAUUUUAGUAUCUGUAUAGUUUGUGAUGUGUAUAGCGGGGAGGUAACGUAUUUGUCCAUCUCUGCGUUAUUUUGUCGGUGUCCCUCAGGAACACUGAAUUCAUAGACUUGUUGUCUUUCAGUGUUCGGUUUGCUUGCGGAAGCACCACGUUUACAGCUGUCCAGUGUCGACUGCCGUGAACGCGUGCAAGUUACUUUGUUUGAACACAUUAAUGGUUGGUACUGUCGUUCUCUGCGAAACAGCGCUUCAAGUUCGCCGUUGUUACGUCGUUACGUUCCCCCAAAGAAAACAACUUGAUUCUGAGUAUGCUUGGCUUUACUAGAAAUUUAUACAAGAGCUGUCGUAUUUAUAAGACAAUCGAUGAAGGUGUCACUUUUUUGUGUGUUUACUGCAGUAAGCUCGCAGUUCAAAACGAAUAUGCGCUUGACGCGGGAUUUGAGGGCACCUUUACGUGCGCGAUCAAAAUCAAUUGUGUAUUCGUGCAUAUCUGGAUGAUCCACCGCCGUCGAAACAAAGUUGUCUCUGGGAUCGAGUCGAACAAGGCACGUCCCUCAUUUGAGUGCUGUUGAUCACUUCGUGUCCAUAUUCCUGUAUACAUCUGUUUUGUUUGAAUGUAUAAUAGGGUUUGUUUAAAGACGUUAUUGAAACUAAACACACUUUCCUCUAAAAGAGCAAAAUCACUUCAUGUUUUUAUUUGUGGUCAGGUGACCAGGACUGUAAUUUAUCGGUUUCCUGGUCGAAAUCCAUGUCACCGGAACAAAGUCUCCCAUACUUACGCAACCACUUGUGCUUCUUUUUUUAGUUUUCACGUUUCAAUUUUUUUUCUCUAAACCAAACGCGUCUUCAGAAACGCAGUAGAACAACCAAAGUGUACACGCUGUUAACCUCCACAGAGAUUUUUAAGCGCUUGUACGUCGAUGAGAUGUGCCCUCCUGAGUUUUUUGCUGCGCGAAAUAACUUUUAUUGAGUGGGAGGUGAAUAACAUAUUCCAUCAGCGUACACCGUGUAAGCUGUUCCUCAAACUUGGGCGUCUCAAAUCUUGUGUCAUUGUAGAGUUCAGAACUUCAGUCGCUGAAAAUGUGUUCUAACGUGCUUUACUGCCAAAAUACUGCCGUGGGUGUUCUCUCGAGCAAAUGUUUGCACUGCAAUGUCUCCAAACCGGCACUUCUUCAAAUAGAGAACACGUGCUAAAACUUAUAUGCUCGUGCACGCAGAGGCCAUGCUGUAUGGGUUUUCAGCGCCACUCACUCUCCUUUCAUCGGCCUCUAGCCAGUUUCCGUUUGCAAAUGUAUCGAUAUUUCGUCGUCAGCACCUUACGUCUGCAUCUGUAAACCGCUGUGUAAAGACUGACUUCCCGCCGCCGCUGCUAUUGCUAACUUGUAGUUACAGGGUUUGGGCUCAUGCUCGACGUGAAUCGUCUAAGGUUCAAAGUCUGUACAGUUCUUAGGGUAAAGAAAAUUGUGAACCCACAAAACACUUUAGCAUCAGUAUAUCUGAUUCAACAGUGUUUAAAUCGUGCCACGUGUCAGUGAACGUGUCCCGUGCGAGAAAAAUAUAUAUUGUGCGCAAAGCCUUCUCCUUUAUAGCAACAAAUAUUCAGCUGAGAAAUCUUCACAGAAUUUCGCUUGUAUGUGCAAUUGUAAGGAUACGUUUUCGCUAAGAAAAUACCUUUCUUUUUCUUAAAAAAAAACUAAAUACAAUUUGUAGCAAUACAUUUUACCGACGAAUAUACAUUUAUCUAAAAUUAGUAAUCAACAAUCAGCAAAAUACAUAAAUUGUCUUGAAGCAAAUUCGAACAAGAAAUGCUUUCGAAGCAUAGAAACUUAAAACGUCAUGAGCGCUGUCCAUCGUUUUAUGCAAAUAUUUCACAAGCCCUUAACGUAGUCUUAGGGACCUUCCAGAUAACCUUAGCGCAUAUUUUUUUAUACACAGCGCAUAAUUUUUUAACCAAUAUUAGCUAGCCAAAGAACGCAUCAUUGUGGCCAAACAUUAAUUACACAGUGAAACAGGGUUCACUUUAGUCCCUCCUGGUCAUUAGUGACGGCAUCAAUGCACGGUGUCCAGAAAUGAUUUUAGCAACAACCAGCUAUCCUACUCUUUUUCUUCAUGAAGAUACUGCUGCUUUCAUAGACACGUCAAACGUGCCUAAUCUAUUCAGUACUAUGCUCUUCCAUAAAGAAUACAAUUUCAAUCGGCGUUACUACGCAAAGCAGCUAGCAGAGUGUACACUUGAAUAUUAUUGUUGUCCUGCCGAAUGCGUCACGCGUUCUCAACGCGGGUACGGUAGUCUUUACAGACCACGUGGUGUGGUUACGCAUUGUCACGCAGUGAAAGACCUGUCCGAAGUGUGUAAUACAAGUGUACAAUGUACAUAGAGCCUAUUACUGCAAUAUGCGUUCAAUGAUGAACUAAAGUUACAAAAAAAAAAGUUCGUGCAAAAUUCUCGGGGCAUUCUUCAGAUGGACGGAGGUGGGAACACCUUGUGAUAUUUUACAACGUGAAUUAAACCCCUUCGGGUAUACCUUAAUAUUGUCUUAAGUCUCCUGCCUUACCUUAUGACAGCGCUAGAAAAAAUAUACAAAUAGGACCACAUUGUGUUGCAUACUGCUUUCUACAAAGGUACAGCAUUCUUUCGGCCUCUUGUUGUGCUUAGUUGAGCGAAAAUCUUGACGUAUCUAGCAAUUUGUUUUAAAGAAUUGCAAUAGAUCUACGCUUGUCCAUUGGAAUACUUUCGCACGACAAGCAUUGUGCAUCGUAGCUCAUUAGCACGCCAUCACAGCACGCUCCUUUUGAACACAAACUUUGGAAGUGAGUGCUGACAAACUAAUCCGCGAUGGCUGCUGGUGCUGCUUCGUGCUACUUUUAUCUUUGCUCAAAAACUUGCACCGCCAACACCCACUCUGCCUUGCGUCUAGCAAAAAUAAAGUAACGGGAACAGCCACUGAAAUGCAUGACUACAUCUUCACAGACAGCGUAAGGCUACUUUGAAUGCGGAGAAAAUAUAUCAAAGCUCGUAUACCGUCGUAGGUUGUCAUGUCAGUGCUUAUGGACAAUAUUCUAACCGCAACGUCAAUACAGCAUGCCGAAGAACAGAUUUUUCAAAUUUAAGAUGGCCUCAUUUAUAGGUGUUUUAAUUAUUUGUAACUGAAGGAGAGGGGGAAGGGGACUACGUAGGUGUGCUGUUGGUCGCACCACUUUUCUUUCUUGCAGUUAAUUUCUUCGUACAGCACACAACGUGACUUUGGAACUCACCAUUGCCAUCAAUUAUCGUAACUAUGUUGUACAAUUGUGGUGUUGUGAUAUACGUUUGUAAUGUUGAGUAUAUAUGCCUUGCCAUUCUGCCCAAAAUCGUCUUAUUGUCGCAGCCUGUUCCAGGUGUCCCUAUAGAAACACACGUCCCAUUGAAAUGUUUACGUGCUACUUGUACGGGUUAUACAUUCACUGUGUUACCAUUGUGUUCCCCCGCUACCUUCGUGGAUGCGUGCACCAGCGCGCCUGAGAAAACUGUACAUGUACCAACGCUUCGCGUUGAUUGUCCAGGCAUACCGUCUGCUGCUAGCUUAAGAAAGGUCGCGAGCGUGUACCUUCCUUCUUUUCCUUCAAUAAAGCCUGGAUAUUGGCGUACUG